Anolis carolinensis (green anole) is the source of this 5597-nucleotide messenger RNA. RefSeq names its product synaptogyrin 3 (gene syngr3). NCBI's taxonomy places the organism in Eukaryota, Metazoa, Chordata, Lepidosauria, Squamata, Anolidae. The record is from RefSeq and is a predicted model, not a curated record. Gene Ontology annotation, cellular component: neuromuscular junction; synaptic vesicle membrane. The transcript is spliced from 4 exons. Bases 266 to 955 code for a protein of 229 amino acids.
GGGAGGGAAGGAGAAAGAGGGCUUGGAGGGCGAGAGACGCGCCUUUGCAGGCUCCACGGGGGAAGGAAAAAAGGGGGGAGGCGUGGGCGAGUGGGCUGUCUCGGUGGCCCAUCCUUCCCCCUUCCCUUUCGCCUUCCUCCUCCUCUUCUUCCUCUUGCUUUGCUGCUGCAAAGGCGAGGCGCUGCAAACAGGACUCGCCCUUCCCUGGGAAAUCCUUGCAAAGGAUACAAUAAGAGGGAGGGAUUGGAGAGGCCCAUCAUCCACCAUGGAAGGAGCAUCCUUUGGGGCCGGGCGGGCAGGGGCUGCCGUGGACCCCCUCGAGUUCAUCCAGAGGCCCCAGACCAUCCUCAGGAUCAUCUCUGGGGUCUUUGCCAUCGUGGUCUUUGGCUCCAUCAUCAACGAGGGCUACGUCAACACGGACAAGUCCCCGCUGCUGCGCUGCGCCUUCAACGGCAACGAGAGCGCCUGCAACUACGCCAUCACCAUCGGCCUCAUUGCCUUCCUGGCCUGCAGCCUCUUCCUGGUGGUCGACCUCUACUUCCAGCAGAUCAGCAGCGUCAAGGACCGCAAGCGCGUGGUGCUGGCCGACCUGGGCUUCUCGGGCUUCUGGGCCUUCCUGUGGUUCGUGUCCUUCUGCUUCCUGGCCAACCAGUGGCAGCGGACGGCGCCCAGCAAAGCAGCCUCCCACGCCGGGGAUGCGGCCCGAGCGGCCAUUGCCUUCUCUUUCUUCUCUAUCAUCUCCUGGGUGGCCCUGGCCUUGAAGGCGCUGCAGCGGUUCCGCCUGGGGACGGACAUGUCGCUCUUCGCCACGGACCAGUUCCCGCCGGACCCCAACGCGGGAUACCCCGGGUACCCCACCGGCUCGGGUGUGGAAAGCACGGACACCUACCAGAGCCCCCCGUUCUCCGAGACCUUGGACACGAGCCCCAAGGGCUACCAGGUGCCGGCCUAUUGAGGAGCAUGGCAGGGUCUGCUAUUAUUUUGGGGAGGGGGGUAUCGUCCCAUGUGGUUGUAUAGCAAACGGGAUCCCGGCUGACCGGAAACUGACCCGGCUUCCCUUUCUAUGGUGCAAAGUAUAGUCAACUGGUUGGUCGCGAAAUGUAUUCAAGAGUCCUCUUCUUAGUUUUCUAAAUGUGUGGCAAGUUUUAAACGUGUGCCGGGUUCAACUUUUAACUCUUAGCUCAUUUGGUGAUACAGUGGAUUCUGUACUGUGGUGGUAUUGGUUCUUGUCUUUUACCUGUCCGAGGAUCUUCUUUCUUUUUUUAAAGAGAUAUAUAGACAUACAUAUAAAUAAAUAUAUAUAUAUAAAUAUAUAUACAAAACACAAAGUCAACAGUGUUCCCUCUAAGCAGGACAUUCGAGGACGGUUGCUGCUGCUCAUGGCUGGAAAACGCACAGGAAACGAGCCAUCACUCGGCCAGUUUUUCCAAAAAAAACCCUUCUGUUUUCCACUUUCUUCCCCCAAAUAAGUAGAUGCAUUAUCUUGUCUUCCAGGGAGAACCCCCCCCCCAAAAAAUUGUUCUCUUAAUUUUCAUUUGAGGGAUUUUCUCCUACCUUUGCUCUUUCCUUUUUUAACCAUAGGAAAUGUCACUUGGGUUCCUCUCGUCCCGUCCCCUGUCCCCCCAAAAAAGUGCCAAAAUCUCAAGCCAAAAAUUAAAUUAUGUUACUUUUUAUACAGUUAUAAAAUUCCUGAAACGAAUGAAUCUAGGCUGCAAACUUUAGCUUAAUAUCUGCGUUUUCAGAUGGGAUUCUGGGCUUUAAAAUGUUUCCCCGUCACUUGUUUAAAACACAUUUUUUGCACUUAAGGCAGUGGGAAAACAUUUCAGAUCUGGAACAGCCAUCACUGGAGUGAGAAAUGAAGCAUUAUGGUAGGUCCAGAAGAGCCUAAAAACAGGCGAAGUGGAGCAUCCCGGCUUUCCGACUCAUAUAUUCUUCCAUCUCUAAAGUUAGAAAGAGGUAUUUGAAGCCAUUUUGGAGGAAAGGGAUAAAUAGAAAAGGGCCAAGAAUGGGAAAACCAGUUCCCUUCAAUGGGAAUGGUCUCAAAAUACAUUGAGAAGGAAUGCUGUGUUCCUCAUAUGCAGCCAUUUGACAACCUUUUUAUGCCUUUGUCACACCAAAAUACAGUGCCAUUCUACCCUUUGAAAUAUUAGGGGUAUGUUGUGUGUUUUCCAGGCUGUAUGGCCAUGUUCCAGAAGUAUUCUCUCCUGACGUUUUGCCCACAUCUAUGGCAGGCAUCCUCAGAGGUUGUGAGGUAUAUGGGAAAACUAAGAAAGGAAGAUUUAUGACUGCCAUAAAUGUGGGCAAAACUUCAGGAGAGAAUAUGGCCAUACAGCCCAGAAAACUCACAACAACCCUGUGAUUCUGACCAUGAAAGCCUUCAACAACACGAUUUGGGAUGUUUGUAAGACAUGUCCCUAUGCCCUUAAGGCUGGCUAUACCCCGCCUGGCAUUUUGAUAAAGACAUUUACUAAGUCAAUGGCCAGUGUGUAAACCCAACACUGUAUCGAAAUCGGUAAGUCUAGACAAGUCUAUACAGAAAGUGUUGGAUUGACCAAUCAGCCAUUGAUUGAGUAGCCUUGAACCCAUCUCAAUCACUAUUGAAUCAAUGGGUAAGUUUUGGGGCCAAAAUUAUACAUUUCAAUAUGACCCAUAUAUUGGUUUAGACUUAAAGCUGGCUAUACCUGGCCUAGCAUUUUGCUAAAGACAUGUACUAAAUCAAUGGCCAAUUUGUAAAUCCAACAUUCUGUAUAGACUUCUUGAUUUAUACAAGGGUCAUAUCGAAUUCUGUAAAUCAAGAUUGGUCUCUACAGAAAGUGUUGGAUUUACCAUUUAUUGUACACACUUGAUGUGCAUGUUGACCCCAUGUUUAAGUCAAGGGCAGGUUUGGGGGACAAAAUUAUGAAUUCCUUCCAAAGUUUCUGCAAACCCUAACCUAUGUGUAUGGAGAUGCUUCAUAAGUAUUGCAUAUGAGUCAUAUUAUUAGAGUAAUGGUAGCUCCGUUAAAUAACAUUGGGUACCAGCCUACAGACAACCAAAUUGGCUGUAUUCACAUUUUAGUAUCUGUCCCACAUUCACAAUUUCAUAACAGGACACAACCGGGUUCGAUCUCCAAAACCCCCAAACCUAUAGGGUCUGAAGCUGGAACGGUUUCCGAAACAAACAGGGUCCGAAAGCAGUCAAACUGUAGCAAUAUUUCCCUUAGAGAGAACACUGCCAUCCUAGCGGGGCGACCGUGCGUUUUUCGGUAUUUUUAGGCAACAAACGGAAGCUGUCAUACACCUUAAAUGUCUUUUCUUUCAAUCGAGAUUGUACAAAAUAUAAAUGUCUGUUCGGUACAAGUGUAUUUUUUCUAACUGUAUAAAAAAAAAGAAAUCCAUUCCAGAGUAUCCGUGUAUUUGCCUGUAAAAAGGAGGAGAAAAAAAGGAGAGAGUCCAUGUUCUUCUGUCUGAGUGGAUAGCAGUGUUUAUGUGCUGUAUAUUACCAUUUUGAAUGUAUGCACCUUAUGCCUACGGAUAUAUUCUCUUUUCCAUCCUUGACCCCCAACUCAUUUUUUCUUCUUGGGCCUGAAAGGACUCCAAAGGUAUUGGCUUUAACGGCGCUUUGUAGGAAGGCUUUCUCAUCUGACAAAUAAGGCCUGUCACGUGACUUCCCCAAAGGAUUCUUUUUGGGCCAAGAGGAGAGUCCACUGCUCACCCAGGUCCAGCAAGGUGCCCUCAAGUGGCUUGGACAGCAUCAGGAAUUGUGGAAGUUGCCUAUGGACUGAUCCACUGGCUUAGAUUAUAUCCUUCUGUCAAUGCAUUCAAGGUGCCUGAGGCAGCAGACAGCAUACUGUCUGUGACAUACAAUAUACUGUAUUUACUCAAAUCUAAUGGUCGCCUUUUUUGGCUAAACUACCGUGCCAAAAUUAGCAUGUGCAUUAGAUUCGCGUAUUAGGUUAAUCUUAGUGCUGAGCCAAAGCAAUAGGGGAAGCUGCUUAAGGAGCACCUGGAGCUUCUAUUAGUUAAUUGUCAUAGUUCAAUGCUGUGUAAUCUUGGGAUUUGUAGUUCGGUGAGGCAUCUGCAUCUUUGGCAGAGAAAGCUCAAUGCCUUGCAAAAGUACAGCCCUCAAGACUCAACAGCAUUGAACCAAGGCAGUUAAAGUGGAUUCAUUCUACAGCAUAGAUGCACCCCAAGGUUUCUUUCCCAUUGCUGGAAGCUUUGGUGUUCCAAUAAUUUCCAACUGUUGCAACUGUAAUGGGCAUAUUACAGAGUGCGUCUUCUGUUGCUGUGCAUUACAUUCGUCAGCAAAUACUUUUUGGUUUCAGGGUUUUGUAAAUGGAGAUGCACAUUAGAUUCGAUGGUGCAUGAAACUCAAGUAAACUUAGCCCCCAUUUUCACAGGGGACUUAGCAGCAUGGAAAUGUGAAUUCUACUCAAAAUGAGCUGCUUCUGGAGGAAGCACAUUACAGGAUUGAGCCAGAGGACCUGGGAAAUGGCAUCUCUCUAGUAUUUCCAGGCUACCCAGUGCAGUUGUAUGAUUAGUUUGCAGAAAUAUUCCAUGGAAUUAUGCUGGAGGACCUAGAAAAUGCCUAGAGAGAAUGUGCCUCUGUAUUUCCAGGUCCUCCAGUGCCAACCUUUUGCUUCUUCACCUGAAGCCGUAAAGCCCAUCCUCCCUUUGCUCCACUGAGGAUUUCCAACCAGACUGGUUUGGGGAAAAACCAGGGUUCAAAUCCCUGCUCAAGCCACGGAAACAUUUGGGUGGCCUUCUUUUGGGUGAACAACCUCUCUCACUCUCUCUGCCUCGGAGGAACCUCCAUGAAGUAAAGCCCUGCCAAGGAAUGCCUCACAUGGCCUUCAUGAAUCCAGCCAACCACAGCCUUUAAGGCUGUCUAGCAAAAGUCCAUAUGUCUGCCAAGUCGACUUUCUUUUUAUGCCACAGGAGCAAAAACAGGUUAUUAACCCAGGCCUCCCUUCACACCACCUACAUUCUAGUAUGGGGCUUCUUCACAACAAGGGCCAAACCCUUCUGCCUUUACCUGCGAGAGAGAGAGAGAGAGAUAUAUAUAUAUAUAUACACACACACACACACACACAUGUGUAUAUGUAUAUAUGUGUGUGUGUAUAUAUAGAUAUAGAUAUAUGCAGGGCAGUCCCUCCCACUUUUGCUUCCAAGGCCUCCGCUGUUGCUUGUAAUUCAGAUUAUAGAAAUACAAGAAAGAAAGCAAAAGAGGGAUUCCCUCCCAGCGGCCUGCAGUCUGCUGUGAUGCACACAUCUCCACCUCCUUCGCAUAGCGUCCAAUAAAAUAUACCAAACGUGCAGAUACCUCUCUUCCAAAGCACGAAACUGCUGCUACCGAAAACAACAACAACAUACAGUUGCAGUUGUUAAUCCUCCAAUGUAUACUGUGGUCAAAAAGUGGUCUGUGUAAAAGAAGUUUCUUCUUUCUUUUUUAAUGUUUACAGUUUGUUUUGUUUUUUUGUAUGUACAUAAUGAUAAUGACUAUUCUAGAAAGACAAAAGACCAUUUGGAAAGACAAAAACCACCAAUCUGUGAUUGUGUACUUUUAAUUGUCUGUGAACUGACUGCAACUUAUUUUCCAAUAAAGGUUUUAAGAUUUAA